CCGAUAAGACGGAUAAAUGUCAUUUUUACUUACAUUAAAAUCCGGCUAUCGUCAAAUUACUCAGCAUUGUAGCCUAUCUACAUAUUUUGGGGGGGAAAUGGAUAAUUAUGCUGUUGGUGGUGGGAUUAAAACGGGUAUGGAAACUUAAAAAUGAUUUCAUGGAGGAAUCUAAAGGAGUUCUAUUAAGAUGACACGCACAGAUCCACCCAACAUACUGGAAUCUACUGUGUAUCAAGCUGUUAAAGUGAGUUCUUUCUCAACCCACACAAAGUCAUGCUAUUCUUCUAAACAAUGUUAUUCUGCUUACAUCCAAACACCAAAGGAUACCCAGAACAACAAAAAAAGGCACUGCCAUAUCUUUAAUACGGAAAUUCCAGACAAGCCCAAAUAUAAUACAAUCAAAAUGGACUACUCAAAUAGAAGGUGUGACAGAUAUACAGCCAAUCCAGAAGUUGUCUGGAAUGCCUUAGCCCACCAACAUGGGCAAGGAUUCCACCGCUUUUCUUCCCCAGACCUAUAUAACUUCCAACUGACCCCUCAGCAUUUGACUGCUGAAAUAGCUGGUGAAGUUGCUGUGACCGAACUUAAGAGAAGAGCGAGAUCAAGAAGUGCUCCACGGGUCCAGACGAACCUCACGCCUGUAAGAACUGAUAGUUCUCCUCCAGUGGCAAGAAGAGGAAGGGAAGUUCAUAGAUCAAGGCAUCCUCAGUGGAGGCCAGAGGGGUCUCCAAGAAGAGCGUCCUCCCAUGCAAUUACUCGGGCACUAGUAAAUGAGGUACAUCCAAUUAAACUGCAACCACAGAAGACUGAUACCAGCAGGUACUCUCCUGUGUAUGUGACUGAAAGUUUGGAUGAGGGAGGGCCUGAUAAACUUGCCAUUAGUCCUCAUGUUCGGUGUCGCAUGGAUAUUAAACCUGAUGAGACAGCUUUGCAGCAGCAUGUACAGAAGCCUUCCACUCCAAAAGUGGACAUACCUUGGCAGAGGUAUCAUAGUAGUAGCAGUAGGAGUCUUACUGUACCUCGCCAUUCCUGCAUGUCUAAAACAACACCAUCCACUGAAUUCUUCACAGAUGAGUACAGGCCUGCAUACCAGUAUUCCCAAAGUAUGCCAAACAGUUACAUGUUGCCAGUAGAGACCCCAGUACAAAGGAUGCCUUCUACACGAGAAUCAAGGGAGCACUAUGGAAGGGAACGAAGGGCUCACUCAAGCCCCAAUGUGCCCACUAAAUUCUUCUAUGCAGAAGAUUUGGGAAAGCAUGGAUCUUCAGCUCCAGCAAGAACCUACUAUCAGGAUGAAUGCUUCAGUAUUCCUAGCCAAACUUACUCUCCCAAUGUACACUAUUUUGAAGAUCCAAGGACUUCUGUGGUCCAUACAAUUCCUGCUAGGCAAUAUUUAACAGAAAUAGACACUUACAAAUAUCCUGCACCUGUAUAUCCAAAAUCAUAUGCUGCAAAUGAACCGGGGCCAUACAUAAUACAGACACCCCCAGCACGGACUUUCUAUAGUGAUGACCCCAGGACAUAUCAGAUUCAAGCAGUUCCUCCUACAAUUUUCUACAUGGGUGAUCCCUAUGUGCCACCACUAGAACAUCACAUUCCAGCACGGGCAAACUACACAGAAGGUAGACACCGUGCUCAUGUGGUUCAACCACCAUCAGAUGACUGUUAUAGCUCAGAUGUGUCUGGCUAUUCCACACACUAUCCUUCUUCAUACACCUCUCAGGUCACACCAACAAGAGUUAAAGAAGAGCCAGUGCUUACACCUUGGUACACCAACCCAUGUAUGGAGUCAACAAAAGCAGUAACUGACCCAAGACCUUACUCAAGGUCUUGGGAUAACAUUCUCAAUACCCAUGUAGAGAGGGAACAGCCUGUUUCUCGUGGGAAAAGUGAUGAGAAUAUUCUCUGUCAGGGAAAACAAGCUUUUUCAGCAAAAGAUAGACCAAAACCAGUUGUUGUUAACCUUUCAAGUUCACCUAGACGCUACGCAGCAUUAUCCUUGUCUGAAAAUUCCCUCACUGAUAAAAGCCCAACUGAUGCUAGGAGCACCUCAAGCAAACAAUGGUUUAUCACCCCUGAGAUCACCAUUACAGACAAUGAUAUAAAAUCUAGCAAGGGUAGUAAAACAGAGGCACGGUCUGCGAGUUGGGAUGUGCUGGAUUCUAAAAGCUCCCGAGAUGAAGAUUGCUCUCACCAAGAGACAAUGGCCUGGGGAUCAGUUAAAGAAAAGACACAUCAAAGUGUUUCCCUCAAACAAAGCUUGGAACAACUUGAUGAGCUCUUAGCUGACCUAGUUAUUGAUUACAAGCCUCCUGCUAGCCGAAAGCCCAGUGAAGACCUGCUAGAUCAACUCAGAAAGCUUAUCGAUGAAGAAGAGGCAGCAUCUUCAAGAAGAAAGGAUUCAAAGGCAGAUUCUGAGAGUAGUAUGCCUCUUGAUAAACAACCCACCUCUAUAAAAAUAGAUCCUGAGACAGAGGGGAGUUUUGAUGGACUUCGCAGUACUGACGAGUGCUCCCCGGACCAAAGCCCAGAUGAGGAUGACACGAUGAUUUGCUCUAACAAUAAAUGCCGUCGGACAGAGACAUUGUUUAAUGCUUGCCUCUAUUUUAAAUCCUGCCACAGCUGCUACACAUACUACUGUUCUCGCAACUGCCGAAGAGAAGACUGGGAUGUUCACAAGGAGAGCUGUCUCUAUGGACGAAUGGGCAGUGUGUGUCGCCACAUUAUCAAGUACUGUCGAGAAACUGGUGAGGUCCACAAAGCUUUUUCACGUAUAGCAAAAGUGGGAUACCUGUCUCGAGGAAGAGGUGUUCUAUUUUUGGGAUUUCCAAACCCAGGAUCAUCAACAAAUUUCCUUCAGUUUGGUUUAGAAAGCCUCCUCAUGUCUCCAACAUACCUGUCUCUACGUGAACUAGAUGGCUUUAGAGAUAAUCUUGGGGAAUACUGUAAAGAGCUUCAAGAGGCAGGUAAGGAGUAUGACCCUAAUGAAUGUUUUCUCUUGAAUGUAUCAAUUGCUGUUGGUGAACAAGUGCCUGACGGACCAUCUCCAAGGGUCCAAGCCCCAACCGUCAGGAAGUACGCCAAGGUUGCUUUAGCUUCGUACAGCCCAGAGAGGAAAGUUCACAGUAAAGAAAGUGACAUGGAGACACUAAUCCUCACUCCACCACCAGGUACAGCUGACAUUGACAAAGAUGGUGAGGAAGGGAGAAAAGCCAGGGAGAUUUGUUUCAUUAACAUUCAACGGGAGCUAAGGAUUCGUGGGGUGUUUCUUCGUCAUGAGUACCCUCAAGUGUACCAGAAACUCUGCGAAUUUGUGGAGAGCAACAGGAGGUUCACCCCCACCACAAUUUAUCCUAUUGACAAGAGAACUGGCAAGCAGUUCAUGUGCAUGAUAAUGGCAGCCUCUGAGCCAAGGACUUUAGACUGGGUAGCUACACCGCAUCUUCUAGAUGAUAUUAUUUAGAUAAGUGCACCUUUUGAUGUACAUAUAUAUGUAUAGAUAUAUAAAUAUACAUAUAUAUUGUUAUACAGUACAUAUCUCUAUACCAAGCUUAUUUAUGAUAAACAUUUAUAGGUAUGUAUUUUGUUAUUGAAAAAAAAAAUCAUGUCUCUAAGUUCAGUAUUGUUAGAAACCACAAAAUGUAUUUAUUAACAUUUUGGUAAUAACUGAAUGGGUUUGUUUUGCUUUUAUUGCAUUUGCCAAGUUCUGCCAGCUCUCCUCGUUGACAUCACUUUAUUUUAUUAUUCUCAGAAAAAAAUGUAAUGAUAAAUUAUAAAUAUUUCAUUUACUUCAAAGAAUAUUUUGUUCUAUGCAAGCACUA
This is a messenger RNA of Electrophorus electricus (electric eel), 3821 nucleotides long. RefSeq names its product apical junction component 1 homolog (gene ajm1). NCBI's taxonomy places the organism in Eukaryota, Metazoa, Chordata, Actinopteri, Gymnotiformes, Gymnotidae. Gene Ontology annotation, biological process: cell-cell junction organization. The record is from RefSeq and is a predicted model, not a curated record. Gene Ontology annotation, cellular component: apical junction complex; plasma membrane.